ACCGAUGAGCACUGUCUUGAAUAGGAAUCCAAUCAAAUCGGAUUUCCACUCUGAAAUGAAGGUAGGAAACAUGUCUGGCAUGAGAGACGCGAAAGCAGAGGAGGACUUCUGACUCUUCAUCUCUGGGUCUUUCGCCUGCGCGCCUCGGACAGAGAAGAAAGAGGAACUAAAGGAGCCCACCGAAGGAGGGAUGUCGCGAUGCUGUGCACCAGAAGGACUAAAACUUUGGUGUCAACAUGCGUGGUACUGAGUGGCAUGACCAACAUCUUAUGUCUACUUUACGUCGGCUGGAUUACCAACUAUGUGGCGAACAGCGGUCCUAAAGUUGCGGAGAUGAGCGGCGAGGCGGAGAGAAAGUUAGAGGAGGACAGCAAAGGAGAGACCCUGAGGAUAAUCGAGAGGCUGGACAAGCUGGAGAGCGUCGUCAAUGAACACAUCAAAGAUAAACCCCAGAAGGAAGAUGAAGAUGAUUCAUCCUCAUCACCCUCAAACCCAAGACCCUCACUAUUUGAUCACUGGGGUCAUGACCUGGGCCCAGAAAGUCGAAGAAUUGCCAUCAAAAAGUUCCGCUAUUAUGGUUACAACAGCUACCUCAGUGAUCGGCUUUCCAUCACUCGGCCGAUCCCGGAUUUCCGUCCGGACGGAUGUAAAAACAUGUGGUAUUCGCCCGACCUUCCUCAGUUGAGUAUCAUCUUCAUCUUUGUCAAUGAGGCCUUGUCAGUGCUGCUGCGCUCCGUGCACACAGCCAUCCAGAGGACUCCAUCUCAUUUACUCAAGGAGAUUAUACUAGUUGAUGACCACAGCACUAACGCGGAAUUGAAAGAGAACCUUCAGAAUUGUGUAGAUGAGAUGAAUGCUCAGCAUGGAUUGGAGUUCAUCAAAGUAGUCCAUCAUGACAAACAAGAAGGACUGAUCAGGUCCAGAGUCAGUGGGUGGAGAGUUGCUUCAGCACCUGUGGUCGCCUUAUUUGAUGCACAUGUGGAAUUCAACACUGGUUGGGCAGAGCCGGUUCUUCAGCGAAUAAAGGAGGACCGCACUCGGGUGGUGUCUCCCUCUUUUGACAACAUCAAAUAUGAUACAUUUGAGAUGGAAGAAUACCCAUUAUCUGCUCAGGGCUUUGAUUGGGAGCUCUGGUGUCGAUACCUCAACCCACCAAAGUCCUGGUGGUCAUUGCGCAACCACACAGCUCCAAUCAGGAGUCCCGCUCUUAUCGGAUGCUUUGUGGUUGACAGGAAGUACUUUGAGGAAAUUGGCCUACUCGAUGAGGGGAUGGAAGUUUACGGAGGGGAGAAUGUGGAGCUUGGCAUCAGGGUAUGGCAGUGCGGUGGAAGCGUAGAAGUCCUUCCUUGCUCGCGGAUUGCACACAUCGAGAGAGCCCACAAGCCUUACACAGAAAAUCUGACAGCCCUCGUGCGUCGCAAUGCUUUAAGAGUGGCUGAGGUCUGGAUGGACAACUAUAAGAGUCAUGUUUACAUGGCCUGGAAUGUUCCAUUUCAGAAUUCAGGAAUAAAUAUUGGGGACAUUUCGGAGAGACAGGCCCUGCGAUCCAAACUCAAGUGCCAACCAUUCAGCUGGUUCCUCGCCAAUAUCUACCCUGAGCUCCGAUCCUACGGUAACAUAGUUGCAUAUGGAGUGUUGAAGAAUAGUCUCAGAAAUGACCUUUGUUUGGACCAAGGACCCGACACUGACAACAUACCCAUCAUGUAUAUCUGUCAUGGUAUGACAGCACAGAAUGUGUAUUACACUAGUUCCCAGCAACUUCACCUUGGAGUGCUGAGUCCAACCAUUGAUGAUGAUGACAACAAGUGUCUGGUGGAUGUGAACAGCAAACCCAGAUUGCUGGAAUGCACCUAUGCAGCCGUCAAGCACAUGAAGCUUACCUGGACUUUCACUCCGGACGGCUCCAUCCAGAACACGGAGUCUCAACAUUGUCUGGAGAUGGUGGAAAGCAGUCAAUCCCAGUUUAGUUUCCAGCUUGCCAUUCAGGACUGCAGCGGACAAAAGUGGACCAUCACUAACAUACUGACUGUCCUACCCCAGUGAAGACAUUUUGGGACAUCUUCAUUGGAAUGGAAAAAGACAGACUCAGCUGCUACAAAACAAAAAGCUGCAAAGAACAAAAAUUUGCGUUGUAUGGGUAAGGAAAUAAUUCAAUCUGAAACUUACCGUCGGUUCCUUUCUAAUCAUUUUAUACCUGCAAUAUCUCGUGAGGGGAGACACUCACAGAUGAAUCAUGCUCACUAAACUUCUCAUUCUGUAGAAUGUAGGAGAAACACAAUUUCAUAUUCCAGGGAAUAGACCCAUGAAAUCCCCAGCUGGUUAUUACAGAAACUCCGCUCGAUAUAAAAUUUCUCCAGUUCCGCCCCGACUAUCACGUAACUAAACCAAAUUCAGUUUGGAUGGUUCCAAUCUGCUUGUGGGCUUAGGUCCACCUAUUCUCGACAACAUUAUGGGUGAUAUGCAAUUGAGUUAACUGCUAUUCUGCGCAUGAUGUUCACAAGCUCCAUGGCCUUGUACCAAGCCAAGUCGCAAUAUGCUCCAGAACAAACUUGCAUCCAUGAAAUGGAUGGAUGCCAUUAUAACAGUAGACUCAGCGGAUCUGUUUAGACCACUUUACCUUCCCACGUACCCAUAACAUACUGUACGUUGGUUCAUUACAGUACAUUUCUUUUUGUUGCACAAAUGAAGCAAUUACUCAUUAUUACCAGAUCAGUUAUUAUUAGUUCUUGGUUGAUUUAUUGAUCAUCGAAUUGUAUACCAUUAGAUCGUAUUUCAGUGCAGAGGACAAAUAUGUAUGUAUAUUCGAUUUUCUCAUGGUUAAAGCGGAUCUCAAAAUGUAAUGGCAAAAAGGGAGUACAGAUUUAAGUAGGCCUACUGUCUUUCACUUUCUUUAGUGUGGAAUAAAUUCAGUCAGAGGCAGAGCUGUCUGUCAUUUUAAGUCCACUCCAAUCAGGACGGGCAGCUACACAGACAGCAUUGUUUUGACUCUCUACAGCUUGACUAAGAAUUACAAUCAGAAUUAUCUUCACUGACCAAGUACUGCAUGUUAAAAACACACAAAUGAUCUCCAGUUAUUGGAAUUACUUUAGUACUUUUAAAAAGAAAAAAAUAUAUAUAAAGCAACAUAAAAUGGGCAAAAAUGCAGUCGUACUUUUUUGGGGGAGAAUCGGGUUAUGCAACUGACAGUUAUAAUGACAAAUGCACUAUUCUAAAAUUAAGAAAAUCAAUAUUACUGGUAUGACAGAGAUGUUUGACAAUAGAAAUACCAGUCGAUUUUUUAAGAAAUGAAUGACAAUCAAUUGGAAUCCCAGCUGGAAAAAAACAACAUGUGAAUGCACAGCAAGCAGUCUCUGCUUGAACAGCUUUGAGGUGCCCUUCUCAGUGAUAAAUUGGCUUUACUUGAGGAGAGAGCACUUGUACCUUCAAGAUACUUACGUGCUUUUAUGCUGUCACCUCACUCACACAAUGAUUUAUGGUUAAGUGAAACAAACAAAUCAUUCAUACACUGAUGGUGCAGCACCACAGCGACUGUAGGGAACAAGAAAGAGCACGACAAAAAGCCGACAUACGACGACUACAUGCCACCCACGCGCACAGUUUGACUCCAUUUUGCAAUGGACUUUUGCUGGAAAUGAAAAUAGUGUUGCUUCUGGGCUUCUUCAUUAAGGUCAAAAACCACACCACCUUAGGGUUUGAACCUGUGCCCUCAAUUACAUGGGCGUACUGUAAUGCAAAUGUGGAGAGUUACAGAUGCACUCACACUUUUAAAUAUUUGCAAGAGUUACAUGUGUAAAAAUACGUUAAAAUGAAAAUAAAUAAAUUAGCCAGUGAAAAUGACUACCAAAUGCUUGAGUGACGACUAAUGCAUUGAAUAGUAUCAAUCAAGGAGCAGAUAAAGUCAAACUUGUGCUUCAUUUUUGUAUGCGGGCGGCAGUUCAACAGUUUUAUUUAUUUAUUUAUUUAUUUAUUUAUUUAUUUAUUUAUUUAUUUAUUUAUUUAUUUAUUUAUUUAUUUAUUUAUUUAUCUAUUUAUUUAUUUAUUUAUCAGUCUGUCUGUUUGUCUGUCUGUCUGUCUGUCUGUUCGCUUGUUUAUGUUUUUAUUGAUUUGCUUACUUAUUUAAAAGCAUGUCCAGUGGAUUUUCUUUUCGUUGGACAACAGAUUGUUUUCAAUGCUAUUUUUAAUCACCAUUAUUAUGUGUUUAUGCCAUCGUGCAUGUAAAUUAUAUGGUGUAAUUAUAAAAUAUACAAACAUGUGAUCCACAAGUAUUUAUUACAUAUUUUGUGUACUACCUAACUUGUUCAUAGGUAGGCACAAAUAUAUUAUUUUUAAAUCAUCUAUAUUUUUGGCUUUUGUGGAUUUGACAAAAUGACUGCAGGUCACUAAUAAAUCUCCGAAGGCAUUAUCAAACAUCAGUUUGAAACUGACUCUUAAAUGUUAUAUUCUUCUUCAGUCCAGUCGGGCGCAGGUACUGAUUCAAAUCUGUUUAACAUAGACAAACAAAUGAAAAAUAUUUGUAUUUUAAUUUCAGCUGUGCACUUCUCAGCUACUGUGUAGCAUCCGUUAUCAAACGUGUUAAAUCUCCUUGUGACUCCGGUUUUACAACCUGACAUUUUUGUAGUUUUGGGGGAGGCUGUUGUGAUAUAAAAAAGUUCAAGCUAUUUUAUUAGUGUAUGAAAAUUAUACUAUUUACGAGAAGUGAAAAUAAAGCUAGACUGUACCACAAA
This is a messenger RNA of Syngnathus typhle (broad-nosed pipefish), 4724 nucleotides long. It is a transcript of the gene galnt18a, whose product is annotated as UDP-N-acetyl-alpha-D-galactosamine:polypeptide N-acetylgalactosaminyltransferase 18a. The transcript has 11 exons. The coding region runs from base 199 to 2043 and encodes 614 amino acids. Gene Ontology annotation, cellular component: Golgi apparatus. The record is from RefSeq and is a predicted model, not a curated record. NCBI's taxonomy places the organism in Eukaryota, Metazoa, Chordata, Actinopteri, Syngnathiformes, Syngnathidae.